Molecule: messenger RNA, 399 nt
Organism: Vicia faba (fava bean)
Lineage: Eukaryota; Viridiplantae; Streptophyta; Magnoliopsida; Fabales; Fabaceae
Source: the annotation of a GenBank genome assembly
AUGAAAGAACCCAAUUGGUCAGACAACACUUAUCCAUCCAUCAAUCCUGAAGUUUUGCUCAAGAAGGGGUAUGUAAUAGAGUGUGAUUGGUGGUCUCUUGGGGCAAUCAUGUAUGAGAUGCUUGUUGGAUAUCCUCCAUUCUGUUCUGAUGAUCCAAGGAUGACCUGCCGGAAGAUUUUGAAUUGGAAAGCAUGCCUGAAAUUCCCCGAAGAACCCAAGAUAUCAGCUGAAGCUAGGGAUCUCAUAUGUAGCUUAUUAUGUGAUGUUGACACAAGACUAGGAACAAGGGGAGUAGACGAAAUAAAGAUACUAGAUCUUCUAAAGUACGUGCUUUGGUUUCCACAAGCAGCUGAAGCUAUAAGCCAAGGUUUAUUGUGUAAUAAUUAUGGUCUGGUUUAG